Eurypyga helias (sunbittern) is the source of this 516-nucleotide messenger RNA. RefSeq names its product jumonji domain containing 8 (gene JMJD8). The annotation marks the transcript as partial. The transcript is spliced from 6 exons. Gene Ontology annotation, cellular component: cytoplasm. The record is from RefSeq and is a predicted model, not a curated record. NCBI's taxonomy places the organism in Eukaryota, Metazoa, Chordata, Aves, Eurypygiformes, Eurypygidae.
GUCUUCCGUGCCCUCUGCACCCGUGAGAAGCUGCUGGCGGCCUUCGGGCCGCGCCCGGUGCGGCUCAGCACAGCCAACACCUACUCCUACCGCAAAGCCAGGCUGGGCAGCGACACCCUCUACUUCUUCGGGGACAACAACCUCACCGAGUGGGGGCCCCUCUUCCAGCAGUAUGUGCCUCCCCCCUUCCGCAUCCCAGGCACCAGCCCAGCCUACAGCUUCGGGGUUGCAGGCUCUGGCUCCGGAGUUCCCUUUCACUGGCAUGGCCCCGGUUACUCCGAGGUGAUCUUUGGCAGGAAGCGCUGGUUUCUGUACCCGCCGGAUAAAACACCCCACUUCCACCCCAAUGAGACGACGUUGGCCUGGCUCCACCACACGUACCCCACGCUGCUGCCGGCCGAGCGACCGCUGGAGUGCACCAUCCGUCCCGGGGAGGUCCUGUACUUCCCCGACCGCUGGUGGCACGCCACGCUCAACCUGGACACCAGCGUCUUCAUCUCCACCUUCCUGGGGUAG